This is a messenger RNA of Heterotrigona itama, 2419 nucleotides long. The record is from the annotation of a GenBank genome assembly. NCBI's taxonomy places the organism in Eukaryota, Metazoa, Arthropoda, Insecta, Hymenoptera, Apidae.
CUAGCAGAAUAACAUCGUCAGCGGUCAGCCAUUAUCGUGAGAUGUGAAGUCUUUUUUUCGUGAUUCGUUCAAGACUAAAAAACUUGAAAAAUUGUUAUCGAUUGAAAUUAAAAUAUCGACGCUGAAAUGCAUACGAUCCCAGAAUUAGGUACAAGUGUACCAGCGUUCCUUGCCAAACUUUGGAAACUGGUCGAAGAUCCCGAAACUGACGACCUUAUUUGUUGGUCACCUAUGGCUUUCACAAGAAAGUUUCUGUUGAAUUGGGUGGCCUAAAAUGUGACAGGGAUGAAAUGGAAUUUGCACACCAAUUUUUUUGUAAAGGCCAUCCGUAUCUUGUAGAACAUAUUAAAAGAAAAAUUGCCUCUAGUAAAGGACAAGAUCCAGCACUUACUCCUAUUAAACCAGAAUUAAUGAACAAAAUGCUUACUGAAGUAAGAAGUAUGAGAGGUCGUCAAGAACAUUUAGAUUCAAGACUUGGAGCUAUGAAAAGAGAAAAUGAAGCACUGUGGAGAGAAUUAGCAAUGCUUAGGCAAAAACAUCUCAAGCAACAGCAAAUUGUCAAUAAGCUUAUACACUUUUUAGUGACUCUGGUACAACCUUCUAGAAGUGGUGGUCUCUCUGUUAAAAGGAGAUAUCCGCUAAUGAUCGACGACUCUAACCGUCAACGUAAACAGGCAAAAUUGUCAAAGAAUGUUAGAAGGACAUCCAAAUCCAGCUAUUGAAAGUCCAGAACAUAAUAAUACAUCAAUAAUAGAAGAUAACAAUAUGGAAUCAGUUCAUUUAGUUGAUGAUUCUAUUCAACUACAGGAUGAUAUACAACUUAUUAAUCCACAAGAAAUCGACAUAAAGAAAAAACGUGGGUGUAAGGGUAAAAAAAAAUUAUGGCACAACAACAAUUCUAAACAGAAAAGGAAGAUUGGCAACUGCUUACCUUACUUUUCUAGGGAAGAAACACAUUUACUUGAAAUGCCAUUAGAGGAUUCACCAGUGAUUGCUUUGCUGGAAAGUAAACCAGUCUCUAAGCCAGUACCUGUGGCAACUGUGCGCAGUUCAAAGCUUGCGGCAAUGGCAGCUAAUAUGAACAAAACCACUGAUGUAGAGCAUGAACUUGAUUUGGAAACUCCAACAGAUAUGGACGAAGAUAUUCAAGAGAACGAUCCAACUCUAGUGAAGCUCGAAGACAUUUUAAUAGUACCAGAAAUUAUCAAUGAAGAUGUCGAGGGCACCGAGAACGUUGAGUUCAAUGAAAACAGUGGCAACUCUGAAACCAAUGAAAAUGAUGUUAUGUUGAGUCAACUUAACAAAACAGAUGAUAAUACUGAACGGGAUAACAAGAAAAACAAUUCUACAAAUGGUGCUGAGAAACAUUUGGAGCAGGAUAAAGUCAACUGCAAUGGAGCAGGCACAAGCAACUCGAAACAUUUAUCACUGAGUUGCGUCAUUCCUUCGGGCGUAUCUGAUGCUAAUUACAGGUUAGGAUCAAUGGAAGAAGUGGAUAAUCAUCUCGAAACAAUGCAAACAGAAUUGGAUAAUCUCCGUGAAAUUCUACGAGGCGAAGGUUACAGUAUUGACGCAAAUACACUUCUUGGUGUAAGUAUUGACGCAAACACACUUCUUGGCUUACAGAAAACAUUAAUGGAACGGGUGGUGGUGAACUUAUGGCAUAUAAUCCUACUCCAAACUUCUUAGAUUUCGACGAUGACAUUUUUUUGGAAGCCACAUCUCCUGUAACUAGCACAGCAGAUGAUACAGCUACAGUCAAUUUUUAUAAUUCGGAUCCUCUCGAUUUGGAAGAUAACAAAGUUUCACUUCUCAAUUCCUUAACAAACGAUCCUUGGAAGAAAGACAGCUGGAUUUUUAAUUACCCUAUUGGUAAUGUCUUCAUUUUAAUUAGCGAGUAUGAUGCUAUGGUGAAUCCUGUUACAAGUUUAAUAUAUGAAGGGGAUGAUAUAAAAAAUUAAAGAGGUACAUACAGUGAUUCAUGCUUACAAUUGCUUGAAGAAGAAAAUAAACAAGAUAAAGAAUCAAACGAUAUAAAUUGGAAAAAAACAAUUUAUUUAUGUUGAUAAUGAUAGGAACUAAGAGAAUGAAAAUUUAUCCCACAAACUAUUACUGCAAAGGAGAUUGCGUAAAAAGAAGAAAAAGAAACGAAAAUGCGCGUAUUGUGUAUGUAUCAAAGAACUGUAAUUUCCAUUUUCACUGACUUGUAUAUAAUCACACAGGAUUGUUGCAUUGAUAAAAAAAAACAGAAUGUUUUCUAAAAAACCAUCACCUGAAAAGUAACAAUUUUUUUAUAUAAUGUGUGUGUAAUGCACAGUAUUAGAUUAUACAUAAAAUAAUUCUACAUUGAGCGACGCGUAUACUAAGAAAAUAUGCAAAUAUAUGUAUAUAUAAAUUUAUAUAUAUAUAUGUGUGUGUG